Molecule: messenger RNA, 1569 nt
Organism: Alnus glutinosa
Lineage: Eukaryota; Viridiplantae; Streptophyta; Magnoliopsida; Fagales; Betulaceae
Product: F-box/kelch-repeat protein SKIP30
Exons: 2
Coding region: 293-1330 (345 amino acids)
Molecular function (GO): protein binding
Source: RefSeq, a predicted model, not a curated record
AACGCUCAUAUAAAAUAAAAGAAAGUACACAUGUCUUAGAAAAACAUUUUAUUUUGUAAUAACACUCGUUUGUCCGAAAGGUGUGAGAGUCAUCCGCUUAGGCAAAGCUAAUCCUACGCUACCCACCUUCUUUGUCUCUCUUUUUCUCUGUGGAAAUCUAAGCUGAAAGAGCGCAAAUCUUUGGUUCUCCACUGGGUCUGGGCUUUGAGAAUGCUCAUGCCAAUGCUGCCUCUAAGAAUAGCAAGAAAUAAUUGAUGGAGAAUCAUAUGAAACAGAUGAAACAGUGAUUAUUAUGUCUGGGCUGAUUGAAGGUCUUCCUGACGCUGUUGCUCUUAUGUGCCUUGCACUUGUCCCUUUCUACCUUCAUCCUAAGUUGGAGCUCGUUUCACGUUCCUGGCAAGCUGCUAUUCGUAGCCCUGAACUAUUUAAAGCUCGGCAGGAGAUAGGUGCAACAGAGGAUCUGUUAUGCGUGUGCGCUUAUGACCCUGAAAAUUUAUGGCAGCUUUAUGACCCUCUCCACGACCUUUGGAUUACACUUCCAGUUCUCCCCUCCAAAAUUAGGCACCUUGCCCACUUUGGUGCCGUCUCCGCUGCUGGAAAACUGUUUGUGCUUGGUGGUGGCAGUGACGCUGUUGACCCAUUGACUGGUGACCAAGAUGGGAGCUUUGCUACCAACGAGGUAUGGUCAUACGACCCUGUAACUCGGCAGUGGUCCCCUCGUGCACCUAUGCUUGUACCUCGUUCUAUGUUCGCAUGCUGUCUUUUGGAUGGAAAAAUAGUUGUUGCUGGUGGUUUCACCAGCUGCCGAAAAUCAAUUUCUCAAGCGGAAAUGUAUGAUCCAGAGAAGGAUGUGUGGAUUCCAAUACCUGAUCUCCACCGCACCCACAAUUCAGCAUGUUCAGGGGUUGUGAUGGGAGGAAAGGUGCACGUCUUGCACAAGGGGUUGUCGACGGCGCAAGUCUUGGAUAAUCCGGGGCUUGGAUGGACGGUUGAGGAUUCUUGCUGGCCCCAGGGUCCAAUGGCAGUUGUUAAGGGUGCACUAUACGUGAUGAGUCAUGGAAUCAUUUUGAAACAGGAUGGGAACUUGAGGAAGGUGGUGGUUUCAGCAUCUGAAUUUCGUAGGAGGAUUGGGUUUGCAAUGACUGGGCUCGGAGACGAGAUUUAUGUUAUUGGUGGAGUUCUUGGUCCUGACCAGUGGAACUGGGACAUUGAACAAAUGUCUGAUGUUGAUGUUCUGACAGUUGGGAGUGAGAGACCAACUUGGCGCCAGGCAGCUCCCAUGACAAGAUGCUGUGGAACUAUUUUUGGGUGUACACAGCUAAGAAUUUAGGUCUCUCUAUUUGUUCUGUUUUUUUUUUUUUUUUUGCUGUGAAAUUGUACUGUUGUUGCGAAUUUAGAUCCCUCCUUUUGAAUACAAUGAAUGAGCUACCUUGUUUUAUUUGUAAGCCAUUAUCCUUGGCCUUGUUUUCUUCUGCUGCUUUGUACUUGUGAAGGUCUAGCACCAGUGGAAUGGACAAAAUAUUAGUGUUACCUUGCAUCAAUUUUAUUCAAGUGUUUGUUCAAAAAGAA